Carassius auratus (goldfish) is the source of this 1221-nucleotide messenger RNA. Its product is annotated as programmed cell death protein 2-like. Gene Ontology annotation, cellular component: cytoplasm. The annotation marks the transcript as partial. The record is from RefSeq and is a predicted model, not a curated record. Lineage: Eukaryota; Metazoa; Chordata; Actinopteri; Cypriniformes; Cyprinidae. The transcript is spliced from 6 exons. Gene Ontology annotation, biological process: apoptotic process.
AAUAAACAUUUCACAACAGUCCUCAUAGGAAUAUGUGAUGGAGUUAUUGACCAGAAGAAAACCACAUCUUUCUGCACGAACAAAACUGGAGAUCGACCGGACCUGCUCCCCGUGAUCUCCCUCCAGCACCCCACGUGUGCUCUGUGUCGGAGAGGCCUGUCCCAGGUGGUGCAGAUCUACUGCCCUCUCGCAGCGUCUCAGUACCACAGAACCAUCCACGUGUUCGCCUGCACCAGUCCACAGUGCAGCAGCAAAUCAGAGAGCUGGACUGUCCUGCGCUCUCAGUGCUUGGAGGAUGACAUCAAAUCAAGACAAAACAACAAAACCACAGCAUGUGCAGACUCUGCGAUGUCCAGAACAGACUGGUGUGAUGAAGCUGAUGACUGGGGAAUGGACGAUGCACAGCAAGUGGAAGAAAGCGCCAUACAAAUGCCAGAUGACAGUACAGGCGAAGGAAAUGAUGUCAGCAGCAGGCUUCAAGACCUCUGCAUCGAUGGAGAUCAUCAGAGUGGCCUCCAGCCCACCGAUGUGCCCGUUUUCCAGGCCUUCUACAUAAGUGUUAUGGAGGAAACAGACCUGGAUGGGUUUCGUGACACGGAUCAUGAGGACGAACUGCUUAGAGAGUAUGAGGAGAGGGAGGGAGUGAAGGUCAGGGAGAUUCAGAGUUGUGAAAGAGGGGAAGCUCGGGAGGAAUACGAGAAGGCCACGGCCAAACACGGAGAUGAAGUGUUCAGCAGUUUCAUGAAGAAAAUCUCUCUUUGUCCCGAACAAGUCUUACGGUACAGUUGGGCUGGAUCCCCUCUGUUAAUAGCAGAGCCUCGUCCCAGUGUUAGUCAGACGGUGCCGGUCUGUGCUCACUGCGGCAGCCCGAGAGUCUUCGAGUUUCAGCUCAUGCCAGCUUUGGUCAGUUUGCUCGGGAGUGCAGACACAGAUUCAGAUGUUUGCCUGGAGUUCGGGACAGUUCUUGUGUUCACUUGCAGAAACAGCUGUUGGAAAUCUGGAUCAACGGCUCCAGUGGAAGAGUUUCUGGUUGUCCAGCCCGACCCUGACCAAAAGCUCUUCAAAUCAUAAAAUUUGUCAAUAAAGAUCAUAAAGAUUUAAUCUAAAGGAGUAUGAAGAUUCAAAUUGGCUGAAAAUGUACUCGCCCUAAUCCAGGAUUUAGAUGAGUUUGUUUCUUCAUCUGAGAAAUAUAGCAUUGCAUCACUUGUUCACCAGUGGAUC